AUAAAAAGUAGUACUCGUGUCUUACUCGUGCCAGCCACUCGCAUUUCUCCAGAUUUUAUUAUCCUUCCUCGAAACAAGAUCCACGAUUCGUUGCUGCGAUCGGCGUUAUUAUCGUCAGCUCUCUCGUUUCUGUUCUGUGGUUCGAUAUUGCUGAGUUUCUAGGCUAAUCUUACGAAUCUGUGAAAGUUUUUGAGAGAUUUGGCUUCUGUAGCUCACUCCUGCUUGAUUUAGGUUUUUUUUUUUUCCACUCGUAUGAAGCUGUUUUAGAGGCUGUUGUUGUUUAUGAUUCUCAGCUUGUUAUGUAUAGUUGGAUUUCGUGAGUUUUGGAUUUGAUCUGUGCGUUUAUUUAGUAGUGAGGCUCAUGUAUAUAUAUCUGUGUAUUUGUUCCAGAGCUUAGCUAAGAUGACGAAGAACUACCCAACCGUGAGCGAAGAUUACAAGAAGGCUGUUGAGAAGUGCAGGAGGAAGCUCAGAGGUUUGAUCGCUGAGAAGAACUGUGCACCCAUCAUGGUCCGACUCGCAUGGCACUCUGCUGGAACUUUCGAUUGUCAAUCAAGGACUGGAGGUCCAUUCGGAACAAUGAGGUUUGACGCUGAGCAAGCUCAUGGAGCCAACAGUGGUAUCCACAUUGCUCUUAGGUUGUUGGACCCCAUCAGGGAGCAAUUCCCUACCAUCUCUUUUGCUGAUUUCCAUCAGCUUGCUGGUGUUGUGGCCGUUGAAGUUACUGGUGGCCCUGACAUUCCUUUCCACCCUGGAAGAGAGGACAAGCCCCAACCACCUCCAGAGGGUCGUCUUCCUGAUGCUACCAAGGGUUGUGACCAUUUGAGAGAUGUCUUUGCUAAGCAGAUGGGCUUAUCUGACAAAGACAUUGUCGCUUUAUCUGGUGCCCACACUCUGGGACGAUGCCACAAGGAUAGGUCUGGCUUCGAAGGUGCAUGGACAUCAAACCCUCUAAUCUUCGACAACUCUUACUUCAAGGAACUCUUGAGCGGAGAGAAGGAAGGCCUUCUUCAGCUUGUCUCUGACAAAGCACUAUUGGACGACCCUGUUUUCCGUCCUUUGGUCGAGAAAUACGCUGCUGAUGAAGAUGCCUUUUUCGCUGAUUACGCUGAGGCCCACAUGAAGCUUUCUGAGCUUGGGUUUGCUGAUGCUUAAGCUGUGACGUAUGCUCUGUGUGUGUGUGUGUGUCUCCCCGAGAGUCAUGGCUGUUUUUGGUUGGGGGCUGGAGGGGUCGCAUUGCAUUUGAACUUUGUCAUAUGAUUGCUUAAUGUACUCUCGGAUUUACGUAUCUGUUUUUUUCGGUGGGUUGCGAUUUGAACACAUCCGUUGCGCUUUUGCUGCUUAGACACAUUAAUAAAAUUAAUUUCUCUCGAUAUUUAUGCCUC
Molecule: messenger RNA, 1385 nt
Organism: Arabidopsis thaliana (thale cress)
Lineage: Eukaryota; Viridiplantae; Streptophyta; Magnoliopsida; Brassicales; Brassicaceae
Gene: APX1
Product: ascorbate peroxidase 1
Exons: 9
Coding region: 403-1155 (250 amino acids)
Biological process (GO): cellular response to oxidative stress; response to oxidative stress; cellular oxidant detoxification
Cellular component (GO): cytoplasm
Molecular function (GO): heme binding; L-ascorbate peroxidase activity; peroxidase activity
Source: RefSeq, marked reviewed